AUGGCACAACGUAAUACUCGUUCUUCUACUACCUUCAUACCACCUAGUGAAGGCACUCAUCCUCCAGCCCGAGUACGUCGCUCAGCUGCAGAAGUCCAAGCUGAAAAGGAAGCAAAGCAAAAGGCGAAGGAGGCUGAUGCUACUGCAAAGCAGGAGCAGGCUGAGGCAAAAUUAGCAGCGAGAAGGGAGCAGGCUGAGGCAAGGGCAGCAGUGAGGAAGGAACUGGCCGAUGCGAAGGCAGCAGAAAAACGAGAGCAAGCUGAGGCGAAGGCAGCAGCAAAAAAGAGGCAGGCUGAGAUGAAGGCGGCCGCAAAAGAGGAACAGAGUCAGGUGAAGGCAGCAGCAAAGAAGAAGGGCCAGACUCGUGUUGCACAGCUUGAAGACAAGAUGGCCAUGGAGGAUGCCCAACGCGAAGUGACACGUGUGGGGAUGGCCAACCUGAAGAGGUCACGGAAGCCUCGUCACGAGACACCGUCCACUGUUGCAGAUGAAGGAAACAAGGUGGACGAAACUGAUCAAGGGUCUGUCCUCACUGACCUCGAUGCAAGCGAUAAUGAUCGGCCCAAGAAGAAGUCUAAGAAGAACAACUUCAGUACCCGAGAAGCGAUCAAAAACAUACGCAAGCACCAGGAUAUGUCUAUGAUAGUGGAACAAUCCGAGGAUGAAGAGAAGACACCUGCCGGGCCUGAUGCAGAUGACAGGCGCCGCGUGGCAGAGCCCGAUGAAGCUGAGAAAUCAGAUAACGAAGAGGAUAUUGCUGUUGCCGCUGGGGCGAUAAAGAAUUGGGCAGUCAACGUCUCUACAUGGGGUGUUCAGUCUAGGACCAGGAUUCAACCCAACAGCACUUACAGUCACACCAUGGAUGCCACUGUUUCCCGGCGCACUAAACCUGUGUCGUCAGAAGUACAGGUAUCUAAAAAAUCCAAAACAUCUUCAGGUAAAAUUGCAGCUGCACGCACAAAGGAGGAAAAUACUGUCAAUCCUAGGGGUAUCCUUAAUGAUGACGAUCUCGAUGAAGAGGUGGAACGGUAUGCAGCUUUAUCUAGUCCGAUCAAAGGUGCUGGAACACGAGUUCGAAACGAUGACAUUGUCAAGUUCGAGAAUGUGCAUGUCGCAGAGGUCAUUGAAUUGUUGGAUAAUGGAGAUACCUCAAAGGCGAAGAAUAAGAGGACCACUUCUGCGACGACGGUUAAGAUCGAAAAUGUUGACCAUCAGCUUCCUCGACCAAGCAAAGCAAUACAAUCAAAGCCAAGGCUGAACGCUGAGGCGACUCCAAUGGAAGUCGACGAUGAUGACUCAGAGGUUGAUGUCAAGUACAAGCCUCGUAAGGUGAAAAUAGGAAAUGAGGGGUUCACAACUUCCGACCUGCCAAGGGGUGCAGCACGGGGCAACCGUUGGCGCGGUAUGUUCGUACCGACUUUCCAGGAAUAUAUCGGCAGUCUCAGAGACCCCUGGCUACUUGAUGACUCUGAGAUCAUUGUGGUUCUUCAAGCUAUAUGGGACGCGGUCUACAAGUUUGAUAUACAGUAUACGGUAGACACCGAUGGUCCUGUGUUUGCGCUGGCAAUGCAACGUGUGUAUGAGUAUCGGAGCGGUUUUGGUUCUAGCGCCAUGAAUCAUCUUGAGAGCAUCUUCAAAUCCAGUAAACUAUACCGGGAUUCUCUUGAUGAACAUGCAAAAUUUGCGCGGGCAAUGCUCUCCAAACUUCGAUUUGCAUGGGAGAAUGCUGACAGCAAUGAUCAAUCAAAAUUCAAAGGCCUCUUCUGCGGAGUCCUAGUCUUGAAGACGCUUGCUUGGCACUACACAUCCAUCAACAAUCAUGCCGUGCACGUUCCUGGGCUAUACAACAAUGAAGACCAUGUUGGGAUUGUUGGUGCAGUGGCAUUGGCGACUGCCGCGGUUGAACGUAUCUUGGUACUUUGGAAGACCCAUAGCAUCAUGCUGGAGGGCGGGAAAUCGGUCAUCCUGAAAAAGCUGAAUCCGACCACAGGCAAGCUGUCGCGCAAGUCCACGCUCUUUAGUGAUGCGAACUAUGGAUCCAAGACUCGCGAAUACGCACAGUCAGCUGCUAACCUCACCGCAGCAAGAAUGGUCAAGGUUGUCGAGAAGGCGCGUGAUUAUGCGAGAGUGGAUUCAAGCAGCCAGAAUCCAAUUGACAUCUCCGACGAGGACAUGUCAGACGUUGACCGCGCAAACCUUGUGGAAGUGGACUCUGACUAA
Molecule: messenger RNA, 2220 nt
Organism: Sparassis crispa
Lineage: Eukaryota; Fungi; Basidiomycota; Agaricomycetes; Polyporales; Sparassidaceae
Exons: 8
Coding region: 1-2220 (739 amino acids)
Source: RefSeq, a predicted model, not a curated record